Messenger RNA from Funneliformis caledonium, 180 nucleotides. Lineage: Eukaryota; Fungi; Glomeromycota; Glomeromycetes; Glomerales; Glomeraceae. The record is from the annotation of a GenBank genome assembly.
AUGACAGGUUUAGAGACUAUAGGAGUCUCAGUAGAAGAUGUUACAGGUUUUGAUGAUUUGGUUUGUUUAUGUGGAGAGGAAGAAGUAUCAGACCCAGUUUCGAGAGAACCAGGUGUUGAGAGUGUUGAUAGCUCCCCCGCUCCUGUCUCAGAUUUCUCAUUAGUUGAUGGUCUCUCCUGA